CCACCUAUCAAUGCCAAUCAGUGCAACAUAUCAGUGCCAGUCAGUGUCACCUAUCAGUGCCAGUCAGUGCAAGUCACUGCCGCCUAUCAGUACCAGUCAGUGCUGCCUAACAGUGCCAGUCAGUGCCACCUAGCAGCCCAAGUCAGUGCCACCUAUCAGUGCCAUGCCAUAUAUCAGUGUCAUGUAUCAGUGCUGCCUUUCAGUGCCUAUCAGUGAUGCCUGUCAAUGCCCAUCAGUGCAACCUACCAGUGCCUCCUCAUCAGUGCCCAUCAGUGCCACCUAUCAGUGCCCAUCACUGCAGCCUCAUUAG
This is a messenger RNA of Staurois parvus, 310 nucleotides long. The record is from the annotation of a GenBank genome assembly. Lineage: Eukaryota; Metazoa; Chordata; Amphibia; Anura; Ranidae.